UUGUAAUCUGUGCAUUUGAUUUUAUUUUUGAUUUAGUGCAUUGUGGAAAUUGUUAUUAGUUUAAAAUCGCGACUUAUAAGAUUUUAUAUUAGUAAAUAAUACUAUAAGUUAUUAUAAACUUAAGCGCUAAACAUUGCGUUUGUAUUUCGUUAAGGGUCACCAAAAUAUGGGCUUAGAAAACAUGCGACGUUGGCCAAUGUAUAUUGUAUUUGCUGUUUGUUUCUUACUUACCCUUUCACUCUUCAAUAGCUGGAGUAUGGAGACAGAAUUACAAAACAAAUUGACUGAGCUUAGCACUCAACUGCAAGAAUGUUCAAAACAUCAAACAACGUGCAUGGAAGAUUCGUUGCGGCACAUUCAGCAAAAAGAUAGUUUUAAUUCCAAAAUUAAUGACUUAGAAAAUCAGAAAAUUCAGUUAAGUAAUGAUUUGUUAGAUUAUAAAGAUAAAAUGUCGAAAUCUGAAACUAAAAUAAACCGCACAUUAGUUGAUGUGGAGCUUUGUAAAACAGAACUACAAUCUUUGCAAAACUUACAACUAAGCAAAUCUGCUACACUUGAGACUCUCCGGUUAGAAAAAGAAACUUUAACUAGCCAAUUAGAAGAACGUAAACAGAAGGUAGAGGAAUUGGAGAAAGAAAUUUUAAGGUUAAAAUCAUCAAUGACAACUAAAAGUGCACCAAACCCUCCUGCACCAUCUAAGGUAACACCAGCAGCUCAGCCUCCAAAAUUAAGCUCUUCUCUUAAUGCCCUCAAUCCAGUGAAUGAACCUGUUCUUGAAGAUAAUGCUAAAGAAGAAAUUGAAGAUGCAAAUGUAGAUUUCGAUCAACAAUUUCAAUAAAAUGUUGUUUAAAAUUUCACUAGGUAGGUAUUUAAAGGUUUACAGUUUGUUACAUAUAUUGUCAGGAUUGUGGCCUAUUAUUAUUUUUUAUUAAAUUGUUCAUCAAGUUCUGUUGAAGAGGGAGUAGACUAAAACAAAAAAUUAAAUUUUAUUCAGUAACGAUUUUAUCAACCAUCAAGAUAAAAAUAUGGUGCUUGAUAAAGUAAUCAGUGGUAUAUAAAUAGAAUAUGACUUUUUAACAUAAGAUUUUAAUACUAAGGUACAUUUAAAGGCAUGAUAAAAUACCACUUUAAUCAUUUAAAAAAGGUUUAUCUUUAAAAUAAAUACUCAGCUACUUCAUUUUUCAUACUCUGUUAAAUGAAAGACCCUUGCAAAGACUAGUCUUGGGGAUAGAUUAUAAUUAGUUUUGCCAAAACACAAGAUUUGUGAAACAAGGAGAUUAGGAUGGCAACAAGGAGGCAGGAUUAAGAGGAGACCCUCUUUUAUUUUCCUUUUUACUACCAUGUAAAGUUGUAUAUGUUGCUCAACUUCUAUUAUUGACAAAUAUAUUUUUUUUUACUUCUAUUAACAAAAUAUGUGGUCAACAAAGUAUUGCAACUGGUAAGCAAUGUAUAUGUAGUAUAUAUAGUUAUCUGUACUACCAUAGUAAAAUAUUUAGAAAUGUAGGUAUUUUUAAGGGCUAUGGUAAAUUUAGUGUUAUUAUAUAUAUAUUUUUUUUUUAACAUCACAAUUUAAAUCUAUAUAUUACGGCUUCCUGAGCAUCAAUAAAGCUAAUCAAUUUACAGACUGGGUUAUUAACAUAUUUAAUUAAGGUAAUAGAGGCAUCGACUUAUCUAUUUAAUUAAUAUCAACAAUAUUCUUUGUAUCUUGUAAAGACAAGUUUUUUAAUAAUUCUACUGUUGUUCAAGC
Messenger RNA from Pieris napi, 1747 nucleotides. Its product is annotated as BRCA2-interacting transcriptional repressor EMSY-like. The record is from RefSeq and is a predicted model, not a curated record. The coding region runs from base 167 to 838 and encodes 223 amino acids. NCBI's taxonomy places the organism in Eukaryota, Metazoa, Arthropoda, Insecta, Lepidoptera, Pieridae. The transcript has a single exon.